Messenger RNA from Stylophora pistillata, 1827 nucleotides. RefSeq lists its product as uncharacterized. The record is from RefSeq and is a predicted model, not a curated record. NCBI's taxonomy places the organism in Eukaryota, Metazoa, Cnidaria, Anthozoa, Scleractinia, Pocilloporidae.
GGAAAUUUCCCGCAUUACGAUAAGUCGUAAACAGACAAACAACAGAAACAAUUUUACAGCAGCAACAACGAUAGCAGCUACAGCAACAUGGACGGCUUUCGAUGUUGGCCACCGAUACAGUUUUAGCUAAUUCUCGUGUUUAACAGCAGUGAUGUUUCGCUUUGGGAGAUUUUUUGUCUUUCAAACUGCCUUGUUCUUCAUUUCUGAUCAAUCAGAGGCAGCAACCAACUCUACACGCUCUACGGCGCUAUAUUCCACAGUAUCAGUAGUGGUACCCAUAGCCACUUCAUCAGUUGCCUUAAUUAGCAUAACACCGUCUUCGACAUUUUCCGCAACCACAACGUCCGCGCGACCUGUGACCAACGCAACCACAGCACAACCAACUGUGACCAACGCAACCACAGCACAACCAACUGUGACCAACCCUACCACAGCACAGCCACCAGCUGGGGGAGAACAAGAGGCAGUGGUGUUAUAUGUAUCGGAUCUGACAUCAGCUAAGUUCGAAGAAAGAAGAGAUCAUUUUACUGCUACUGUGGAGAAAGUUGUGGAAAGCUACUGCUCGAAUUCAUCGCAAAAAUGUGACGAAUCAAGUCGAAAGAGGCGACAAACAAGUGCUUAUCAAGUGUACAUAGUUCCUGGAUUUCCAAAGCAGGACCCACACGGUUCUGGAGACCUUCUUGUGGGGUUUUUCGUCUCAAUAGGAGAAAACAAAUUUUUAUCGAAGAAUGUGUUGUUUGCCAUCGUCCAAGAGCCUGAGUAUAGAAAUAACCUCAGCACCGCGUUAGGAUAUCAAAUCACUGGUGUGGCCCGGCUUCAUUAUGACUUCAUCACGCCAACAGAAUUUUCUGGGACAUCUGGCAAGACAAUGCUAUUGUAUUUGUAUUUUGCUGGGUUUGCUGGUGCCGUACUCUUAGCGGGUCUGUGCAUAGGCGUCACAUGCUGGUAUGGCCGCAAAAAAGAGAAAGACGAUGAAGUUCGACCUUUGACCACAAGUAACUUGCACCUCGUCGAUAAAUGAUAAGAGCUGCAAAAACGCCAUGCCAUGGUGUCGAAGAAGUCAUUACGUGUGCAAAGUUAGUGGCCAUGUCACCAAAACGUUUUUGAUUCUAGUGUUCAUUUGUAAAUAAACUUUCCAGUUUUUAUUUGUAUCUGUAAAUAACUCGCUUCAAAUGGCAGAUUCCAAGAUAAAGCCUUUUACAAACAAACAAACAAUUCCCAAGGUUCUACUGGAAUUAGCAAGAUCCAGUUAAAACUUAGUCAGGUUUUUAAGCAGGCGAAUUAAUUGGGUGCAAAAAGUAAUUUCUUUAAUCGAGUAUCCGCUUGAAAGUUACGACUGACUUUGCGAUAUUUUGAGAAUUCUUUUGCGCGGAGCAAAGCUUCCAAAAGUACAGGAAAACACCAAAGAGGCAGUUGUAAACUAAGAGAACGCAAGGAUGGCUUAGGAUGGAGAGGAUUAAAGCGGAUUAUAAGUAUUAAAUAUUAACAAUAAAGGCUGAAGUUUUCAAGGCCUCGCUAAUCAUGCCUCCGCUUCUAACAACCAGAAUUCCGAACCGUUCCAUGUGCCGCAAUUUCUUUGAACUCAAUAGGUUAGAUGAAGAUUUUUGUGAAAGAGUAUUGCUACAACCUACCUUACCUUCACAAUUUUAUAGUUGAUAUGUUAGUUUUCUAAAUAAAAUUAUCGCUGACUUGCGGAAAUGUUCAAUUAACUUAAGUCUUUUAGAAUCGCCUGGGUUUGUUAGUCUGUCAUAUACUUGUAGAAGUAGUUUAGGGAAGUCUAUUUAAGUUUUUUUUGUUGUUGUGCAAUUACAUGAAAUUGUAUUUGUA